This is a messenger RNA of Talaromyces proteolyticus, 318 nucleotides long. RefSeq lists its product as uncharacterized. The record is from RefSeq and is a predicted model, not a curated record. Lineage: Eukaryota; Fungi; Ascomycota; Eurotiomycetes; Eurotiales; Trichocomaceae. The annotation marks the transcript as partial. The transcript has a single exon.
AUGAGUAGAGCACAAUCAAAAUAUUCUUGCAAACAAAAGCGAUCCUCGCCCAAACCACCUCUUCAUGUUCAUAAAAAGCAGAAAACUGGCCAUCAAGAGGGUUCCUCUCUUCUGGUCGACUUUUGGAAUAAUUUAUCCAAAAUCUGGCUAACUGACGGAGCAUUACAAGAACUUGAUCAAAGAAGCACCUUAGAAGACCUUGAAAGACCUAUCGUUUUUCGAAAUCCUUUUCUGUUAAGGCCUGUGACACGCACUAUAUUCAGUGAUAUUCAAAAUCUUGCUAAAGAAGGUGGUCCGGAUUUAUCUGAUCUUAGGGGU